Messenger RNA from Rangifer tarandus platyrhynchus (Svalbard reindeer), 393 nucleotides. NCBI's taxonomy places the organism in Eukaryota, Metazoa, Chordata, Mammalia, Artiodactyla, Cervidae. The record is from the annotation of a GenBank genome assembly.
AUGCCCCUGAAUAGCGCAGGCCUCCGGCCCCGCCACAGUGUCCUCCGAGGGGCGGGCGGUGGGGACAGCGCGGCCCUGAAGCAGGAGGUGACUGAUGGUGAGGGAAACCGCCAGGCUUUCCUUUCAUUGCGUUUGACCCUCACUAAGUUUUCUGAAACGAAGAUGCUUCAUUCACAUUCCUCUCUUUCUGAAUUGUCGGAAAGUGUAGUGAAAAGGCAACGGGAUUCAAAGAUCGUCAGAGCCGAUAACUAUACCACCCACCAGAUGGCGCUGUUGCUCCAUCGGAAAGGGCGGGCGGCGGGGCUCCUGAGUUACUGGCCAGAGACCGGAGCCCAGACACGGGACAGGGAAACGGCGAGAGCGGGCCGUGGUCUGUGUGUUCUGUCGCCCUGA